AUGUUGAACAAUACCACGUGUAACCACAUCAACGGUACAUGUCCAGGAGGGUGUUCAGUAGGAUACCACGGGCUUCUUUGUACAAAUGUUUGUGGACGAUCGUACUGGGGAGUUAAUUGCAAAGAGACAUGUAGUACAGAAUGUGUCAGAAAGACCUGUCAUCACGAAUCAGGACAUUGUAUAUCAUAUACACAGCAGGCACAAAGUUGCUACACAUGUAAGAAUGACUACACAAUAACCAUUACAAGUGUGGUGGUCUGUAUUUUAAUUGUUUUGAUAAGCAGUUUCCUAAACCUUAUUAUCUGGAGGAAAAUGCAGCAGAAAGGGAAAAUUUUAGGCACCACAAAUGACAAGGACUAUUACAACGAAUUCCCAUUAGUUGAUAUAGGAGAUAAACAAAGUGGGCAAGAUGUGGACAUUUCGCCUUAUGCAGAACUUAGAGAACUUGACCACCCAAACACGUAUGAACAAAUCCAUAAAUAUGCAAAAGCAGACGAAAAAAUGUAAAUGGUUGCGUUGAUGAUGUUUACAUUUUAAUGAAGAACUCAGAAUUAUUUGUAGCUUUGCUUACAUAGACAUUUCUCAUUGUUUUAUGUCUACACAUAUUUUCGUUUCUUAUUGAGAGGACAUGUUUUAUAUACUAUCAGUUUUGUUUUUUUCACCUUCACAUAUCUCAACCACAAUCAGAAUCCAAUCGCAGAACAUGUUGUGGCGAAGGUGAUAUAUAUUUAACAUUACUUACGUUCAUAUGUUUAGGUACAAUAUUGUGCUCAACAUUGAUGUUUAACCUUACCGCAUGUACCCAAAAAUAUUAAAAUUUGCAAAUUUCUUCACAUGCGUUAUGUCUUAUCAUCUUAUAUGUUAAAAGUAAUUGAUUAUUGGUUUUUUGUACACAUCUCCACGGAAUCCUAUCACAACAUGUUUUGGGGGAAGGAGGUAAUAUUAAUUGUAAUGUCCAACGGUUUAUAUGCAAGCCUUAUUGCAACCUUUACC
This is a messenger RNA of Saccostrea cuccullata (small rock oyster), 993 nucleotides long. RefSeq lists its product as uncharacterized. The transcript has 6 exons. The coding region runs from base 1 to 507 and encodes 168 amino acids. NCBI's taxonomy places the organism in Eukaryota, Metazoa, Mollusca, Bivalvia, Ostreida, Ostreidae. The record is from RefSeq and is a predicted model, not a curated record.